CUAACUCACUAUCUUAAUUAUGAUCUUCACACUUUUCUACCAAGAAUCAUAUCUUUUUGAACUAGAAUAUUCUAAAGAGUACAACAAAUUAAAUAAUACUCCCUCCGUUUCAUUUCACUUAUCUCAAAUUUUUUAAUUUGAUUUCUCAUUUUACUUGUUAUUUUUCACCACAAGUCAAGAAGAGAUAAUUUUUUCUCCAUAUUUUACUCUUUGUAUUAAUUAUUUUUUCUUCAAAUUAUAUUUAAAUAAAAUAAUGGUAAAGUUUAGGUGGUUAACAGCAUUAGUAAGACCCUCCGGUACAAAAUUAUACUAGCAGUUAGGUAGAGGUUAGAAUUUCAGAAAAUGCAGGCCACAUGUAAGUCGGUCUACUUUGUUGUUGUAGAAUUUUGACCUCUGUUCGGUUCCUAAAACCUUAAAGAACACCUCUUCUUCCUUAAACCCUUCAACAACAAACCUAGUUUUUAGCAAUUUUCUUUUCAAGUAACUGUUGCAGUUUGUGAAUUGUGUGUAAGUGAAAAAAUAAAUGGGGAGAAUUUUUGUGGUUGAUCUUGAAGGCAGAAGUUACAAUUGCAAAUUCUGCAAAACCCAAUUUGCUCUUGCUGAUGACAUUGUUUCAAAGAAUUUCCAUUGCCGCAGAGGAAAAGCAUACCUUUUCAGUAACGUGGUAAAUAUAACUUAUGGACCUCGUGAAGAAAGGAUGAUGCUUUCUGGAAUGCACACUGUAGCAGAUAUAUUUUGCUGUCAAUGUGGGCAGAUUGCUGGCUGGAAAUAUGAGGUGGCUCAUGAGAAAAGCCAGAAGUACAAAGAAGGCAAAUUUGUCCUUGAAAGAGGCAGGAUCAUCGAUGGAGGUGAUUCCGAAUUCUACAUUGAUAUGCGUCCAAGCACGAGUGAUGGUGAAGAUGCAUAGGCUUGGUUGACAUUAUAUUUAAAUGUAAUGAUAUUUUGUGGUUCAUCUUAUAGGACUUGUCAAAAUCUCUGUUUGGAUAUGCGAUAUCUUGUCGAUAUAGAAAUUAAGUUGUAAAAGUGUUUCUUAAUCAACAUGAUUCGCUAAAGUUGGGGCCCGUUAGCGCCUGUUAAGACAUGUGAUAUGAAAAUAUGUAGUUUUCUUUGAAUAUGUAA
Molecule: messenger RNA, 1119 nt
Organism: Capsicum annuum
Lineage: Eukaryota; Viridiplantae; Streptophyta; Magnoliopsida; Solanales; Solanaceae
Product: protein yippee-like At5g53940
Exons: 5
Coding region: 524-907 (127 amino acids)
Cellular component (GO): ubiquitin ligase complex
Source: RefSeq, a predicted model, not a curated record